Messenger RNA from Camelina sativa (false flax), 1316 nucleotides. Its product is annotated as putative GATA transcription factor 13. Lineage: Eukaryota; Viridiplantae; Streptophyta; Magnoliopsida; Brassicales; Brassicaceae. Gene Ontology annotation, cellular component: nucleus. Gene Ontology annotation, biological process: regulation of DNA-templated transcription; cell differentiation. Gene Ontology annotation, molecular function: zinc ion binding; sequence-specific DNA binding. The record is from RefSeq and is a predicted model, not a curated record.
AAAAGAAAUCCUUCCAUUAAAACUUGUCUCAAUUUCCUGAUAUUGUACAAAUUAAAACUUGUCUCUAUCUCUCUCAUGUUCUGUAAUCCCUAAAUCCCCAAAUUGGGACAAAUUAGUCUCCCUAUCUCUCUCUCUCUCUCUCUCUCUCACACACCCUUGCUUGUGCUUGGGGAAUGCGUUCUGUGUAGUCAGCAGCUGUAUUGGAAGUGAGUGAGAGAAAUGAGUAACGGUUCUUGGUUACCUGAAGAGGACUUGAAGGUUCUAGAGGAUAAUUUCUUCGAUACUCUUGUUGAUGAUAUGGAUGAUUUUCCCCUUGAAAACAUCGAAACCGCUGAUGAUGAUGAGGAAGAUCGGGUUGCUGGGUUUCAAAACCUCGGGUCUCCUCUACCAUUGGAUGUGCUAACAAGUUUGUACACUCAGUUCACUUGCAAGAAGCAGGCGAGUUCUUCAGAUGUCUCGCCUACUGUUGAUAGCUCCCCUCCUGAUGUCAAAGUCUUGAAGCUAAUUAAGUCUUCAAGCCCAGUCUCAGUUAUCGAGAACACCAAUGGUUCCGCCUUGUCCCAUAACCAAAACAGAAUUCAGAGACUUGGAGCAGAGAUGUCUCAGCAGUUGGUUCCGGAUGAAUCAGAAUCUGAAACUUACCUCUCCUCUGAGAAUUCUGCCAAGAAGAAACGCAAGAAACAGAAGACUCCUGCCCCGAAAUGCACUCAUUGCGAGACAACCAGGACCCCGCAGUGGAGGGAAGGACCCCGUGGACCUAAAACCCUCUGCAAUGCUUGCGGAGUACGGUUCAGAUCAGGCCGUCUUUUUCCAGAAUACCGUCCAGCAUCAAGCCCGACCUUCAUCCCAACUGUACAUUCAAAUAUGCACAGAAAGAUCGUAGAGAUGAGAAGGAAAGGUGAAGGCCAGCUUGAUACCUGAAAGAUCCGUACCGUGACUUCCUGAGCAUAGGAGACUAAAACAGGGCUUUGUAACUUUGGUCUAUGAUAAAAACAAAAUUGUGAGGAUCCGUAGAAUUGGUUAACUCUCUUCUCUUGGAAGACUAAUGUUCUUAACAACUAGGGUUUAGUGUUUGUCUUCUUUUUUUUUUUUAAUAAUCUGAUGCGGAAAGUUUAGGGUUUUUGUUGAAAUUUAGGGUCUUACUUGUUGUUUGGCUGACAUCUAUUUUUAAUCAGAGUAGGGUAAUGCACCUUAGGCUCGGGUUCGUAUCUCCUCACAAAAAAAGAGGACUUAUUAACCCUUUGGUCGGUCGCUGGCGUGAGGGGAUUACGGGUCUAUUGCCAGAGCCUCUCGGAUAAGAGUGAUGUUUAAUGCCA